AUGGUAAAAACUCGACACCAGUACACAAUGGAACAACAAUCAAGUAAUGCAAACAUGGAUACACAGACACAUUCAGACACAGAAAUUAAUACAGACACGCAAACACAUCAAAAUAAUCCGCUACAGACACAAAUAAACGCCGAGAGGAGCAAUUCAGAACCAAACCUGAGAGACCACGUCACGUCUAAUGACGCGGCGGGGGCAAGCUCAUUUUGCAAUCAAAAUUUUGGCGCUAUACUGAAUUCAAUUUUGGAACGCAUAUCCAAUAUUAAGCAAGAUAAUGACGAAAAAUUCUCACAAUUAAUGACAGACAAUGCAGCCUUCAGAAAUGACAUAAAAUCAGACUUCGCCAUACUGACUCAAAAGGUAGAUGAAAUUAAUACACGUCUUUCCAAACAGGUCGACGAUCUUACGGAAAAAUUCGAAAAUUUAGAAUUACGACAAAGCGACAAUGCCAAUCACAUCCAUGACUUGACAAAAACCUGUGAAACUAUUAAUUGCAAACUAGAAUCAAACACGUACGCAUGUGACGAAAUUAAUUUAAAGGUGAAUACAAUAGAAACAAACGUAGCUGACAUUCACAAACAGAUUCACACAACAAUACAGAUAGAGGCUGAACCCCAUUUGUCUCGCAUUAACUCACAAUUUAAAGAAUGGACGGAGUGUAUUAAAGAGAAAUUACUGUACUUACCGGACGACGAUCCUGAAUAUUUUUUGGAAAAGUUAGAUGCUGUUGAUUUACUAUAUGAAGAACAAGAACCAACACACAACUCACGCAGUAGGAAUCAACAUGUCUACAUUGCUACAUUACCAAACACACAGAAAAAUUCACAACACACAGUAAACAUGCAAAACAAUCACCACAACUCACAGCCGCACACAAACAACAACUACAACUAUACACAGGGAGAUAACCCGUACAAAAAACGAAGAAACAACAAUUUUAAUUCAAGAAGGAAUAAUGGAAACAACAACAGACACAAAGCAAAACAGAAACACUGGAAAAGAAACAACAACACAGAUUACACAAGAAAUGGAACACUUACACCGCACUUUAAUCAGAACUACAACCAGUAUUAUGUGAGACAGUGGCAAACACCGCAACCGCUACCACAAAAUCAUAUUCAGAUGCCACAAGGGAAUUUUGCGCAAACAAGCAACACAAACCAACAAGUGACUUCAGCCAAACGAAACCAGACAGGUGAUUGGCAAAGACAAUAUCCAAAUCCCUUAGCAGAGUAUGCUGAUACAAAAACAAGCACCAGCAGUAACAGCAGCAGCAGCAAGAAGAUAAGACACAGGAAGAACUAUCAAUUUUCAUGCAAAGCACAGUUACUGAUUAUAUUUGUUAAUACCUUGCAGACAAGCUGA
Molecule: messenger RNA, 1371 nt
Organism: Schistocerca piceifrons (Central American locust)
Lineage: Eukaryota; Metazoa; Arthropoda; Insecta; Orthoptera; Acrididae
Product: GATA zinc finger domain-containing protein 14-like
Exons: 4
Coding region: 1-1371 (456 amino acids)
Source: RefSeq, a predicted model, not a curated record